Molecule: messenger RNA, 1753 nt
Organism: Paraphaeosphaeria sporulosa
Lineage: Eukaryota; Fungi; Ascomycota; Dothideomycetes; Pleosporales; Didymosphaeriaceae
Product: cytochrome P450
Exons: 4
Coding region: 124-1710 (528 amino acids)
Molecular function (GO): heme binding; oxidoreductase activity, acting on paired donors, with incorporation or reduction of molecular oxygen; iron ion binding
Source: RefSeq, a predicted model, not a curated record
AGCGAGCAAGCCGCGGUAAUUCGAAAUCAUGGUCUAUGAACAGGCGCAAUUCUGGACCGGCCUUCUGCGUUUUUCAUUCCCCAAUUUCAGCUAUUCUUCCCUUUGACUGCUACAAUCGUCAAGAUGGGUGUCUCCUCAGUGACGGCCCUCCUGUUCCUCUCUAGCAUUGUCGCCGCAUAUCUUCUCGGUCGUCUUCUACGCCCCCAGGACGAUAGACUGCCCCUCCCCCCAGGACCGAAGGGCCUCCCUUUUCUGGGAAAUAUCAAUGACUUGCCCAAGCCGGGCAUGUUAGAGUGCCACCACUGGCUGAAACAUAAGGAACUCUAUGGCCCAAUCAGCUCAGUCACGGUGUUAGGGCAGACAUUCGUAAUAAUCAACGAUGCGCAGAUAGCGCUUGAGCUGCUACGGGACCGUUCAGCUAUGCAUUCUGGGCGGCCACAUAUGAUCUUCAGUAGCGACAUGAUUGGCUGGAAGAACACCCUGGCCUUCAGCGGUUAUACCGACACCUUCAGACUGCAUCGCAAGAAUAUUGCUAGUGUCGCAGGUAGCACUGUUUCCCUUUCUAUCUUUGACCGUGUACAGGAAGAAGAAGCGGUGCACUUCCUACUUAAUCUGCUCUCCUCUCCAGAGAACCUUUUCGCCCAUAUUGAAAAGGAAGCUGGCGCUGUGAUCUUGAAAAUCACCUAUGGGUACACAGCUGAAGCUCAUGGCAAGGACCCAUUAGUGGACAUGGCUGUGAAGACAAUGCAUGAGUUCGCUGAGGCAACUGUGCCAGGCAAGUGGCCAGUAGAUAUCAUGCCUUUUCUACAAUAUGCACCAGAAUGGCUUCCUAUCGCGGGUUUCAAACGCACCGCUCGCCAAAUGGCUGCUCAGCUGCAUCAAACGACCGAGCAGCCCUACCAAUUCGUUAAGGAGCAAAUGCGCCAAAACAAGGCCAAAACAUCCUUUCUUUCUCAGGCUAUCGAGAACAUAAAGAGCGACUCAGAUACAGAUAUGGAGCGGAUUCACAAAUGGUCUGCUUCGUCUAUGUAUCUCGGCGGCGCUGAUACCACUGUCUCCUCGCUCAUGACUUUCUUCCUUGCCAUAGCACGGUUCCCAGACGUGCAGACGAAGGCGCAAGAGGAAUUGGAUCGCGUUAUUGGAGACCGGUUGCCUGUAAGCGCAGACCGAAACCAGCUGCCCUAUAUCAGAGCGCUCGUCAGCGAGACCCACCGAUGGCAUCCAGUGGCGCCUAUGGCGCUGCCUCACGCGAGUACCAAGGACGAUGUCAUCAAUGGCUAUAGGAUACCCAAGGGCAGCCUACUUCUUCCAAACAACUGGUGGUUUACCCACGAUCCGUCCGUUUACGAAUCUCCCAUGGAUUUCAACCCCGAGCGUUAUCUGAAGGCAGAGCCAGAGCCCGACCCGCGUGAAUGGAUUUUUGGUUACGGCAGACGAGUGUGCCCAGGCCGAUACGUUGCAGAUAAUGCCCUCUUUCUCACCAUCGCGCAGACACUCGCCGUUUUCAGGAUCGAAAAACUAGUUGAUGAAAAUGGAAAGGUGGUGGAGCCAGAAAUGAAGUUCGAAGCGGGAGUCGUAUCGCAUCCCGUGCCAUAUCGUGUUUCAAUCAAGCCAAGAUCGGAAAAGCAUGGGUUCAUGAUCCGAGAAGCGGAGAAGCAGUACCCAUGGCAAGAGAGCGAUGCAAAGACUCUGGAGUCAGUGAAAUGGUAGAUACGACCAACGUUGCCAUUGAUGGCGGUAUUGUGUAUCGAGG